This is a messenger RNA of Drosophila busckii, 690 nucleotides long. It is a transcript of the gene CCDC53, whose product is annotated as WASH complex subunit 3. The record is from RefSeq and is a predicted model, not a curated record. The transcript has 2 exons. NCBI's taxonomy places the organism in Eukaryota, Metazoa, Arthropoda, Insecta, Diptera, Drosophilidae. Bases 40 to 534 code for a protein of 164 amino acids. Gene Ontology annotation, cellular component: WASH complex. Gene Ontology annotation, biological process: exocytosis; actin filament polymerization.
CCAAAGAUUGAAAACAAAGUUUUCUUAAUUAAAAUAACAAUGGAAAUGCCUGGCACUUUUACAGGCGAUUUGGAUAAAACACAAAUACCACCGCUUAAUCAAAAACGUAUACUAGCAUUUGUUAAUCAUUUUCUUAUAAGCACCUGCACAUUUCUGAACGAAUUUGCCUUAAAUUGCGAAACAAAGUUUGUGCAUUUGGAACGACAGCUGCAAAGAACCGAAGCGGCUUUGAUGAUAUUGGAAGCAAAGCUAGCCUCCAUACCAGUGGACAAUGAAGUGGAAGUUGAGAGUAAAACUGCACCCUCCGCUUCUAUAGCUGUGGAGGAAGAGGAAGUUACGUUAGACGAUGUGGACGAAGUUCCUAAACCCCAAGGAGUACGUGCGUGCGAGGACUCGCGCUAUAAAAAGUUCUUUAAAAUGCUGCAAGUCGGUGUUCCAGCAGCUGCGGUAAAACAGAAAAUGUUUGCAGAAGGUCUAGAGCCUACAAUACUAGAUCAACCUGACUUGUUGCUGGAGGAUGGCUUCACAGCUUAGGUAUAUCCAAAGCGAAUCGACAAUUUUGGUGAUAUAUAUAUAUAGUUUAUAUAAAUGAAACACUUGUUAAAAUUUACGUCUACAAUUUGUUUUAUUUUCCCCACUUGUGGCAGGUCGAUGAAAACAACUUAAAAACACUUCCGAUUAGAAAAAAGA